AUGGGCAAUACCGUGAGUGUCCCGGAGGAAGCAGAAGAUGACCAUAUGUGCACCGUAAAGAGCUAUCAGGCUCUAUCUGAAUCUCCUGACAGUAUUAAGAAUGGAUCUGUUGCAUUUGUUCAGACUCACUCUGCUGCAAUGAACGGUGAAGUGGAUGCAAAGGCAAGUGUUGCACGGGAUAAUGUGGCCGUUUCUUCCCCGAAGACAAUGGAGCAGAGCCCCGUCCCCGAGGCGGGCGGGCAGAGCCCCGGGAGCGCUGCCAGGAGAGCCCGGCCAUCUGCUAAAUCCCGCUCUGUCUUCGCGUUUUCAUGGGCUGUACCAGGGCGUACUGAAGACCCAGCUACAGAUUCAUCAGUUGGAUGGGCGAAACUUGAUGUCAGCUCAGAGGCGCCUGGAGCGAACAAAGCACCGAGUGACAGCGUGGAGGUUCCUGCGGCAGCUGCGCGGGAGGAAGGCGCACAUAAAAACCUGACCGGGGCCCCGCCGGCAGCGUCGCUUCACGACAUCGAUCUCACAACAUCGGUGACACCUGAGGGAGAGGAUGCGGCUGCCUCAGAGCCAAAACAAGUAACCUUCUUUGACAGGAUCUUCAAACUGGAGAAGGGAAAGGAAAGGAGUAAAAGGCAAAUUGAUGCCCAGGAGGAAAGGCAGGCUGCAGACCUUCCCGACGGGCGCAUCACGGCGAAGGAGGCUGCUGGAUUACAGAGCGCGUCAGACGGCGUCCCGCAGGGGAAGGAGAUAGAUGACUGCAACCGAAAAGACCUACGGCAGGACUCGGCAGGUGUCCACGGUCUCGCUGCUGAGCAACCUGACAAGGCAGAGGUAAAACAGGACAACCCCCAACCAGUUGCUGCAGUAGACAACUCCGUCAUGAGUUUCCUUAAAACGCUGGUCUCCCCAAGUAAAGCUGAAGCCAAAAGCGAUUCUGAAGACAAG
Molecule: messenger RNA, 936 nt
Organism: Balearica regulorum gibbericeps (East African grey crowned-crane)
Lineage: Eukaryota; Metazoa; Chordata; Aves; Gruiformes; Gruidae
Source: RefSeq, a predicted model, not a curated record